Messenger RNA from Thamnophis elegans (Western terrestrial garter snake), 1869 nucleotides. RefSeq names its product P2Y purinoceptor 14-like. Gene Ontology annotation, biological process: G protein-coupled receptor signaling pathway. Gene Ontology annotation, cellular component: membrane. NCBI's taxonomy places the organism in Eukaryota, Metazoa, Chordata, Lepidosauria, Squamata, Natricidae. Gene Ontology annotation, molecular function: G protein-coupled purinergic nucleotide receptor activity. The record is from RefSeq and is a predicted model, not a curated record.
UAGAAUUUGUAAGAGUUGCUAUAGCUAUUAGGGAACUAUCAUGGUUUCAGCUUCAACAUUUCCUUUUUCUUUUUUUUUGGCAAUAUUUUAGAUUUGGCACUCACAAUUUAAUCAGCCUCUCAUGUCCAGCCCAGUAUCAGCUGGGAGCUGCACACUCUACAACUCUGGGGCUUUUAAACCAGUGUGGGAAGUGCUGGGAACUUCAUUUCGGCAUGGAUUUGAAAGGGCAUCAUCAUUUCUGAAUCAUCUGAAAAACUACCAAAGUUUAUACUGGGACUGUAAAUGAACUGAACAUGGUCGAUUCAAGGAAUACUUCAGAAAGUAACUGCGAUAGAAAUAAAAUCAUUACCCAACAAAUUAUUCCAUUGCUCUACGGUUUCAUUUUUAUAGGUGGAAUACUGUUAAAUGCAGUGGCAGCUUGGAUCUUUCUUCACAUUCCUAGCAAGACAAGUUUUAUUGUUUAUCUCAAGAACAUUGUCACAGCCGACCUUAUUAUGAGCUUAACUUACCCUUUUAAAAUAUUUUCUGACUCCAAAAUUGAUUGGCAGCUCGACAUCGUUGUCUGCCGCUUUUCUGCUGUCAUCUUUUACCUAAAUUAUAUUAAUAUAACAUUAUUUGGACUCAUAGGCUUUGACAGAUGCUUUAAAGUAAUGAAGCAAUUCAGCACUUCUGCUUUCAGUGUCCAGUGUAGCAAAAUUGUAUGUCUGGUCGUAUGGCUGCUACAGAUUGUUAUCUCUUUUCCCAAUAUUAUUUUAACAAACCAACUUCCUACAAAAAACAAUUCAAUUGACUGUAUGAAGCUCAAAACUCUUGGACUCCAGUGGCACAAAGCUUCAAACUACACAUGCCUAGGAAUUUUCUGGAUUGUGUUUCUCCUAAUAGUCUUCUACAGUUGCAUUGCCAAGAAAAUAUAUAUUUCCCACCAAAAGUUUAAGAAAAACUCCCACGCUGGCAAAGAAAAGACCAACCGAAACAUUUUCACCAUCAUGUUUGUGUUUAUCGUUUGCUUUGUUCCGUAUCACUUGGUCAGAGCCCCAUAUACGUUAAAACAAAUCAAACCUGAUUACGACUGUCAGAUUAAAAAUAUACUGUAUUACCUAAAAGAAUUUACAUUGAUACUGUCAGCUGCAAAUGUUUGUCUUGAUCCAGAUUACGUAUUCCUUUGUCAACCGUUUAAGGAAAAACUGUACCAAAAAUUGCAUCUGAAAGUUAAAACAUCUGAAGAGUUUGAAAAUUCUAAAUCAAAAAAGUCAAAUGCUAUUGUUGAAACUGUUAUUGUUUUAUAAUUUUAACAGCAACAUUAUGGAAAUGUGGGCAUGUUGUUGUAUUAAGGAAACAGUGUAUGACUGAUAAAAUAAUAUUUGCCCUACUCAAUCAUUGCUGUAAUACCUAUCCAGAAACCCUUCUCCUUACAUGAUGAAUUGAUUACACACUUAAUUAUUCAAGUAGUACUCGAUUUCCAACCGUAGUUGGGAUACAUGAUCAAAAUUUGGAUACUUGGCAGCCGGCAUGUAUUGAUGACUGUUGCAGUGUCCUGGAGUCAUAUAAUCUCUAUUUGUGACCUUCCCAGCUGGUUCUGACAAGCCCAAUCAAUGGGAGAAGUUGGAUUUGCUCCACAUGUAACAACCUUGGCAAACAAAAAGAUCAUAAAAUCCAGCACAACCAACAUAACAAUUGCCUUACUUAGCAGCAGAAAUUCUAGUCCCAAUUUGGUUGCAAGUGUAGGACUACCGGAACUAAAGAGAAAAAUGUGAUGCUAAAUUAAACACAGUUGACAAGAUUCUAUAUACAAACUCCUGUUUUCCUUUAAAUGAGCCGAGGUGGCGCAAUGGUUACGAUGCAGUACUGCAGGCCACUUUAGCUGACUGU